This is a messenger RNA of Zootoca vivipara (common lizard), 5263 nucleotides long. It is a transcript of the gene CERCAM, whose product is annotated as cerebral endothelial cell adhesion molecule. The record is from RefSeq and is a predicted model, not a curated record. Lineage: Eukaryota; Metazoa; Chordata; Lepidosauria; Squamata; Lacertidae.
CCGCUCGCGCGCCCAUUAGUUUUGCAGCCUCCGAGACAUGGUUUCGCCUGCGGCCGCGUCUGUUCUCCCUUGCGCCCUGCUUCUCCUUCUCCGCUCCAGUUUGGGGGUCUCUACCCCGCCCGGUGAGGAGGGGGAGGAUGUUGAGAGGACGGGGAGUCCUGCCGGACUGCGGGAGGAGUUUCCAACCGUGGUGUUCGCUAUUCUGGCUCGCAACUCCCAGCACUCUCUGCCCCAUUACCUGGGGGCCCUGGAGCGCAUGGAUUACCCCAAAGAGCGCAUCUCCAUCUGGUGCGCCACUGACCACAAUGUGGACAACACAACAGAAAUACUGCAUGAGUGGCUCACUGCAGUGGAAAGCCAGUACUGGCACAUUGAGUGGAGACCCGUAGAUGAGCCCAGAUCUUAUCCUGAUGAACAUGGGCCCAAACACUGGAGUGACACACGCUUUGAGCACGUAAUGAGGCUCAAACAGGAAGCUCUGAGCUUUGCCCGAUCUGAGCGGGCCAAUUACAUUUUGUUCACAGACACGGACAGCAUCUUGACAAAUAACCAGACUCUGAAGUUCCUCAUUGCACAAAAUAAAUCUGUUGUUGCUCCCAUGCUGGACUCUCAGACCUAUUACUCCAACUUCUGGUGUGGGAUUACUCCUCAGGGUUACUAUCGUAGGACAGCAGACUACUUCCCCACCAAGAACCGGCAGCGGGUCGGGUGCUUUGCAGUCUCCAUGGUCUACGCCGCCUUCUUGAUUGACCUGCGGAAGGACGAUACUGCUGACCUGGCCUUUCACCCGCCCCACCCCAGCUACACCUGGCCAUUUGAUGACAUCAUUGUCUUUGCAUAUUCCUGCCAAACUGUAGGAGCCCAGAUGUACUUGUGUAACCAGCAGCGGUUUGGGUAUAUCAAUGUCCCUGUGAAAUCUCACCAGACACUGGAGGAUGAAAGCGUCAACUUUGUGCACCUGAUCCUGGAGGCAAUGGUGGGUGGUACCCCAAUGUUCCCCUCCAGUCAUGUCUACCUCCCACCGAAGCAUCCAACCAAAAUUGGGUUUGACGAGGUUUUCCUCAUCAACUUGGCAAGGCGCCCAGACCGUCGGCAGCGCAUGCUUAGUUCCCUCUUGGAGUUGGAGAUAGAGCCCUUGGUGAUUAAUGCUGUCGAUGGAAGUGCCCUAAACAGCAGUGACAUCAAGAAACUGGGUGUGGACCUACUUCCAGGUUAUUUCGACCCCUUCUCAGGCAGGACACUCACCAAAGGGGAGGUGGGCUGCUUCCUGAGUCACCAUCAUGUGUGGAAUGAGAUCGUGAAACGGGGUCUGGAGAAGUCUGUGGUGCUGGAAGAUGAUGUGCGGUUUGAGGCAUAUUUCAAGAAGCGAAUUUUGCGGCUGAUGGAUGAACUGGAGCAAGCACAGCUGAAUUGGGACCUGAUUUACCUGGGCCGGAAGCAAGUGAACUCUGAGGAUGAGGAGCUAGUGGAGGACGUACGGAACCUUGUGGUGCCUGGAUAUUCCUACUGGACUUUAGCUUACAUCAUCUCACGGCAAGGGGCUCAGAAACUGAUUGAUGCCCAGCCGCUCUCCAAAAUCCUUCCUGUGGAUGAAUUCCUGCCCAUCAUGUAUGACAAGCACCCCAAUGAGGAUUACAAAAAGCAUUUCAGCAACCGGGACCUGCAAGCUUUCUCUGUGCGCCCCCUCCUCGCCUACCCAACCCACUACGCUGGUGAUGCCGAGUGGCUGAGCGACACAGAGACCUCCACCAUCUGGGACGAUGACUCACGCAAGACGGCCUGGAGCGGCUCGCAGAAGACACUGAAGGACACCCAUGGGAGUGUAGGCACUUCAGGUCACUCCUUCCGCCCAGCCUCUCGGGAUGAGCUAUAACAUCUGGCUGGUUUACCUGCUGCAGCCCAUGAGCGAGGAGACGAUGAAAGAGCAAGGACUGGUUCCCUCACUCGCCACCUUGUCCUAGGACACUGUUUUUGCUUGAGCUGUGUUGGACAGGGAAACGAAUGCACUGUGUGCAAAACUUGCAUCAAAGACCAGUUUGUGCUCUGCCAAUGGCUCUGGAAUUUCCCUUUGGGAUGAUGGUGGAGUUUUGGGGUGCUGCCAUAUUUGUGCUCUCCUAGCAGCAAAAGCUUCCUUCACUUAUACGAUGGUUUGGAGCUGAUAGUGGCACCAGCUGCUUUCCUUUCUCCAACACACACACACACACACACACACACACACACACACACACACACACACCAGUUGCAAGAGACCUAAUUUCUGCAGCCUGCUGAGGUGUAGGUUGGUUUGUGCAGAUGUUUGCUGUCGGAACAGGCCAUUCCAACUUUUUUUAUAUAGAAAAGACUGUCCAAUUUGGAUAAAUAAUCUGCACGGGGAUUGGAGUUUUCUGCCCUGCCUGGCAUUGCCAUGGCCAUGGAUGGUUUAGAGAGACAGUGUCUUCAUUGAACACCAAAGGAGGGGAGCACCUCUGGCCCUCAAGAUCUUUCUAUCAGGCCUUUGACGUCCUCCUGAAGCCACAUACCCCUUGAGUUCCUUUCCUGGGUGAAAUGUGUUGUUCAGCAGGGAUAUUGUGGCUCUUGCCUACCAGGGUGGAGCAACAGGUGUGGAUGUAUAUAUGGGAAACCCUCUCAACAUUCGCAUGGUUAGAAUCUGGCUUACGGUACAAAUGGUAGAAGUUACACCUGUUGCUACACCCACUUUUGCCUCUGCCACCCGGAAGGCUACUAGCAAGUGAAUGUUUCCCCUAUUGUAAGCCAGCUAGGAGAACUCAGGAUUGCCUCUUUGACCUACAACAACAACAAUUUUCACAGCAUAACAAAAUAGAAAACACCCAUGCAGACAAGAAGAAAGAACACUUCUCUCAGAAGAGUAAGAUACAAAGGCUAAUCAAGUGUACCCCACUAUACAUAGCUGGACCCAGGUGGCGCUGUGGGUUAAACCACUGAGCCUAGGGCUUGCUGAUCAGAAGGUCAGCGGUUCGAAUCCCUGUGACGGGGUGAGCUCCCGUUGCUUGGUCCCAGCUCCUGCCCACCUAGCAGUUUGAAAGCACGUCAAAAUGCAAGUAGAUAAAUAGGAACCGUUACAGCGGGAAGGUAAAUGGCGUUUCUGUGCGCUGCUCUGGUUCGCCAGAAGCGGCUUUGUCAUGCUGGCCACAUGACCUGGAAGCUAUAUGCCAGCUCCCUCGGCCAAUAACGCGAGAUGAGCGCACAACCCCAGAGUCGGUCACGACUGGACCUCAUGGUCAGGGGUCCCUUUACCUUAUACAUAGCUGGCCGUGUCUUGCUGGAGGAUGCAUAACAGAAAACUUUUAACUAGGGUUUCUUUAGUUGUACAUUCCUGCUUUACAUGGGGUUAGACUAGAUAACCCUUGGGAUUCUUUCCAGCUUUACGGUUCUGUGGUCCCAUGAUAUUUCUGUGAAGUGUUUUUUUUUUCCAUUUGUGGUCCAUUUAGUGCUCUUAAUUGUUGGGUUUGCUUUUCCAUAAGCGCUGCUGUGCAAACCUCCUGCUUCCAAAGAGCCGACUGUAAAUUAUCAAAAGUUCUCCAGUUUUGAGUAAUCUGUUGUUCAGCUGCCACCAGCAGGGGUGGGAUCAGUUAGGACCCCCACGUUGGCUGAAAGACGGUGUGCUUCCUGGUGACUCUGGAGCUCUUCAGUUCCAGUUCUCUCUCCACUGUCAGCUUCCUCUGACACACCAUUUCCUCAACUCUUUGUUGCAUUUCUUAAAAAAGCAAAACUAGUAAACCAAACUGAAGAUUAAAUUUGAUCUCUUACUUAAAUGUACAUACAGGGCCAUAUCUUCACUGUAUUCUUGUUCCCCUCUCCAAAGCUAUGGGGUGAUAUCCAUUGGCUAUAACCAGAGUAGACCCAUUGACUUCAGGAAUUUCAUUUAUUUCAUCUCAUUAUGACUUGGCUGGAUAUCACCCAUCAUUGCCAACUUUUUCUGCCAAUGUUCUUCUGCCCUUUAAAAGCCCCUGUACAACCAAAAGAAGCCUGGCCUAUGAUGUUUUCUCCACCAACACAUCUCCAUGCUGGGCAGGGGAGGAGACUUCACCAGCUGAAUUUAAGUUUGUACAGGUGUUAACAGCACAAGGCCCUGUAUGGGAGGGAAAUCUGUUUAGGGUACAGUAUAUGCUUACCUGGAGAAUUUCCACUUCAGCCAUUGUGGGUUCUGAUCUGGCACCUAAAACUAAUGGUGUGAUGAGAAAAUUGUAGCUGUGCUAUUUUUGGGGGGUGGGGUGGGGUGUUACAAUAAAUGCAUAAAGUAAUUUGCAUUCUUAUUUUGAUUGUCUUGGUUAUUUUAGUUCUUUUUAAAUAUUGAUGGAAUUCCACAUGAGUUGAAGGAGCAAUAGACAGAGGCCUCUGCUGAAUGCUCAGAUCCUACGUCAGUGCUUUUAAGUGAGGUUAAAAGAAGCUGCUUUUAUACCUGGCCAGGAAAGUGACAAAUUUUGCAUUCUAUAGGUCUUGUGACAAAACCAUAAGCACAGACAAUAUAAAAAAAAAACCAAAGCCUCUACUUGAACAAUACAGGAUCAUGUAAUGCAAGUGUGACUAUAAAUGAGAAGCCUCCUUGGCUACAUACAGUAUGUAUUUAAAUUUAUUGCUGUUUUGUCUAGUUAUUUCUUCCUAAUCUUCCUUGCCACCAGGGCAAAAAGGGCCACUUUGAGAGUCACAAAGGUGUUAGAGUCAUUCAACCACCACAGAACCCACUCUGUCAGGGGGAGGCUGCUUUCUGGAACAAAUGGGAUUUAGAAAGCACCUCCUAGGUUCUCUUUAUAAUGGACAAUAUAACAAAUAAUGAUGACUAUAUUCUACCUGUGGUUGCCCAAAUGGCUAGAAACUUGCACAGCCUUAAAAUGAAAGUACCUGGUGGUGGGUGGCAGGGGGCCACCAUUUAAACACUCCAGAAUGUCCUAGAGCAACACUGCAUGAUCCCAGCCAUGCCCAGAGAUGCUGCGAGGGUGAACCUGGAGCCCUGUUUAGGGAAGCUUUUAAUGUUUGAUGGAUUUCUGUAUUUUAAUGUUUGAUGGAUUUCUGUAUUUUAGAAUUUCUGUUUUGUUGGAAGCCGCCCAGAGUGGCUGGGGGAACCCGGCCAGAUGGGCGGGGUAUAAAUAAUAAAUUAUUAUUAUUAUUGACACAUGCAGCCGGGCAUCCUGCUUCUUAAGUGACAAUUCCUUCCCACAGCGGGAACCAGGCCCCACUGACUUCACAGUAAAGGAGAAUCGAACCCUUCUUUUUAAAUAAAAAAUAAAAAAAUAUUAAAGUUUUU